Messenger RNA from Chironomus riparius, 1068 nucleotides. The record is from the annotation of a GenBank genome assembly. NCBI's taxonomy places the organism in Eukaryota, Metazoa, Arthropoda, Insecta, Diptera, Chironomidae.
AUGGUUAAUAGUACUGAAAUUAUUCCUGUGGAUCAACCAUACAGAUGCAAAAGCUACUUUCGUUGGAAUUCUCAUUCAAAGGAUUUAUUAAAUCAAUCUGAAACAAUUUUGCUCUCAAAUGUAAAAGUGCCUUUUGAUACAUUCUACAUCCAAAUCGGUGAAUGUGUUGGAGAUAAUGACGAAAUAUGGACGUUAUCUGCUAAUACUGAUUGUAAAAACACUCCAAUUGUUUUAGUCCAUGGAUUUGCUGCUGCUUUAGGGUUUUGGCUUCAAAACUUGGAUCAUCUUGCAGAAAAUCAUCCUGUUUAUGCAAUCGACUUGCUUGGUUUUGGCAAAAGCUCAAGGCCUGAAUUUGCAGACGAUGCCGAUGAAAUUGAGUCGCAAUUCUGUAAUUCGAUUGAAGAGUGGAGAAAAGCUAUGCAAAUAGAGAAAAUGAUUUUAUUAGGACACUCAUUUGGCGGUUUUCUAUCAACAUCAUAUGCUAUGAAAUAUGAGGAGAAUAUUGAGCAUCUAAUAUUAGCUGAUCCUUGGGGCUUCACGGAAAAGCCAGAUUUAAGUAACCGACCUUAUUGGCAACGAUCUGUGAUAAAAGUUUUUGGCAAGGUGCCACCGCUUGGAAUAUUAAGAGUAGCCGGCCCUUGGGGUCAGUGGCUGAUUGAAAAGAUGAGACGUGAUAUAAUGCGGAAGUAUGAAAAUAUUGUAGACGACCCAAAAGUUGUUGCCACAUAUAUCCAUCAAUGUAAUACUGACAAUCCUACAGGCGAGCAUGCUUUCAAGAGAUUAUUACAUGGCGGUCCUUGGGCUAAAAACCCAAUGGUUGAUAGAUUUAAGGAAAGCUUUCCGACUGAAAUACCUGUAACAUUCUUAUAUGGUGCAAUAUCAUGGAUGAAUAAUACAUAUGGUGAGUCAAUUAAAGAAUCGCGUUCAAAUAGUUACACGCACAUUGAGCACAUUGAAAAUGCUGGUCAUCACGUUUAUGCAGACAACGCAGAAGACUUUAAUCGAUCUGUAUUAAAUGCAUGCAAGAUUCUGAAAUCUCACGGAAAUGAGUCACGAAACAAGCAAUAA